GGUCCCAUGCAAUUUUUAUUCUGUAAUUCUGUUCCCUACUGGGAAAUGCUACAUUUAUACUUAUUAAUCCUUCUUAAAUUCCAUACAUACAUGUACAAUACUUUCAUUUUGAUAAGAUAGACCUGGAGAUCUUUGCCUAUAUUUUAGGCAAAAGAUACCUGGUAGUGAGGGGAAGUUUAAAAUGGACCCCCUGGAAAUGGAACUCAAGACUGCAAUUGCCUUUUUUGGACAGCGCAAAGAUUAGGAGGGAUUGGAGGGAUCUGAGGAGAAGCAAAAUCAUGAAGGAGAGAGUAAAUUACUAAGGAGAUAACUGCAUUUGUUCCUAGAAAAGAAGCGUCUUGCGAAUAGAAGGUAGAUAGCGGAUCGCAAGAAUUCAUCCUCAGCAGAGAUGUCCUGACUGGAUGCAAAAAAAAAAAAAAAAAAAAAACAAUCACUCCGGGGGUGGUGGUGGAACCCAAAUCUUCUGCUAGAAUGGGUGACUCUCCCUGCGCUGGAAGGAGCCACAGGCGGGAUAGCAGAACGAUCUCGCUUCCUCUGUUAGGAUUCGCGGACGCUUACAAAAGAUUGCGCAUAAAUGAAAAGCCUGUUUUUUCUCCCUCCUCCUCCCCCUCCCAAGAAGGUGAAGUAAACGGAGAAAAGGAUUUGCGCGGGAGGCGAACGGGAAAUAGGGAUGAUUGGGAUUCGGGAUCGCUUGCUUCACGGGGAGAAAUUGAGGAUCCCUGCCUGGUUUUUUUUUUUUUCCAAUCCUACAGAAGGAAUAUUUACUCCGGGAACUGCUUUAGCCUGAGCCGGUGGGAGAAACUGCUGCGUUUCCGUCAGGACGUUUUUUGCUGUGACACUCACUCCUCCUUUUUCUCCUCCUCCGCCACCCUCCAGCCUUGCCCACCCAUCUCUGAUCUAGGUAGCUCCUCCACCCUUUAGGCAGAUCUUCCUUUCCUUCUCCUCGGGGGUCUUCUCUUUCUUCCGACUUGCUCUUGAGUUGUUCCUUUUUUUUCUUUAGGACUGGCCCCUCUCUUCUAUGAGACUUUAAGGGGAGGAGAUACCCUGUUCUGUAUAUACCCUCAUUAUUGAUUUUGGGGAGUGGGGGAAAGGUAGAUGACAGUUGCCAUAAAUAGAAGGAUUCGGACUCUUCAUCAUCACAAAAACCACAUCGGUAGCGCUAAAGGGGGUCGUGGCCGCUUGCAGAUGGAGGUGGCUGAUUUUAAACUGACAUUAGGAGCCCAAUGCUAACUCUACCAAGUCUUUGGGUGAAUAAUCAGCUUGGAUUCAUCUGCCAGGAUGUUUUGGCAUUGCUUGCCACCGGCUGUGCCUGCUGGGUAGGUUCUCCCAAUUUUGGAUUUUUUUCUUAAGAAUCAUCUUCACUUAUAACUCUGCUUUGGACAACUUUGCAGCUGUCUGGAUUGUUACUUCAGGACUAUUGCCUGCCCAGUUGAAGAUGCCUUUGCUGUCUUUUUCUUUCUGAGCCUUUCAGGCAGGGGUAUGUUCUGCCAGGCACAUCCUUAUGGAGAUCUUGGAUUUAUAUUUCUCAUGGUUUUGCUUGGAUCCCUGCCUGCCACUGCCAGUUGAUAGGUGGCCCAAAGAGCCCUCUUGUCUUCUCCUGGACAUUACAGUGGCAUCCUUCUACAGGAUGAUAGCACAAGAUGCAUGGUGGCACCAAUUGCACCUUGCUGUGAAAGUUAGGUGCAGAAAUGAGAGUUGAGACCAGAGAUAUUGGAACAUCACCCAAGCAGGACUUGGUACUGCGCCCCAAGGAAAUCACUCAUACAUUCAUACAAAACUUAUGGAGCUGCAUUCCAGAUCUAUAAGGGAUCCUCAUAAAUUAUCAGAAACAUUGGAUUGCCUGCAAGAACCCAAAAGCAAUGUGGGACAGCACAUCAAGCUGGAGAUGGGGGUUGAGGGAGAGGAUGUUCCUCCUUCACCUCCUAAACUCUCUCGGCCACCAGCACCUUCUCCUAGCGGCACCCUUGUUCAGAGUUUGAAUGGCUUACCGGGAACAGACAGGCGGGUACACGCUCCGGGUGUGACCACAACAAGCCUUGACCAAGGAGAAACCUCUCGACUAGGGCAUUACCUGUUGAUUGACAGUCAGGGGCUGCCAUACACUGUACUGGUAGAAGAGGGAGUGGGGACACCAGGGGGCCCUGAAGGGGGUGGGAGUGGGGGGGCCUUGCGCAAAGUAUACAGCUGCCCUGUGUGCUUACGAACAUUCGAGUACCUGUCUUACCUGCAACGCCACAGCAUUACUCACUCAGAAAGCAAGCCCCACGUCUGCCGGGCAUGUGGCAAAGCUUUCAAGCGCACGUCCCACUUGGAGCGCCAUAAGUACACCCAUUCAGGCCGGAAGCCUCAUCAGUGCCCCAUCUGCCAGCGCCGUUUCCGUGACUCUGGAGAGCUCUCCCAUCACCAGCGGGUGCAUACUGGUGAGCGGCCCUACCAGUGUGAAGCAUGCCACAUGCGCUUUGGGGAACGCAAUACCCUCCAGAGGCACAUCCGCCGGAAGCAUCGUCUGCAGCUCCUCCCCACACAGUAAAGACUGGUCUUUGGGGAAGGGGGACUUAAUUUGGCCUGAAGAUCUAUUUAGGAAAGCGUCAUCCAGGCUCUGCUAGCUUCCAUGCAUGCAAUGGUAAUCCUAGCCUGCUUAAAUCUUCCUGGGUUUUAUCGGUCCAAUAUUUCCACAUCAGUCAACACAAUGACAACCAGUUCCAUAGGAAAAACAUGAGUGGAGAAUUUCUCCCAAGUCUGCUAAAAAUUAGCAGGUGUGCUGGAAGCAGCUUGCCAAGAUUUGUCAUAGACCUCUUCUACUUUUACUUGCCAACGAGGACCUGGUAUGAUAUUUUAUAGAAACUAGAGAAUACCAUGCCUGUAUGUUCCUGCCCCCUCAACCUGCCAGGAAGAUCCUUUCCCUUCUACUUUGUUCCCAAGCAUCACUGUUACCAUUGCCUAUAUAGGCAGUGCAUACCUAGCAUGGAUACAAUGGCUGAAUAUCACUUCUCCACCACAUGCAGCAUAAUGGUUGCAUUUAGCCUGGCUAUUAUGUUCUGGCAGGAGCCUUUUUCUUGUGCCAGGCCUAAAUGGCAGGGAGACUCCAACAGGCACUGAGUAAACUUACACAUACUGCAUAAACACUGCCUUUGUUGUCUAUGCCCCAAAGGUAUGUUUUAUCCGGUAGACUGACAUUGCAUGCCUAUUAAUGCAUUUGUAGAACUGGUAUUGAAAUCUAUCGCCUGUUAAGCCUGGAGAUAAGCCCUCCCUUUUCAUGUAUCUCUCAAUGCACAAACAGCCUGCUGGAAAACUAGGGCCUUCCUAUCCAUUCUAAAGUUUGUAUCAAGAGUCCAACUGGUGUGGGAAGGGAUGUUAAACUGGGCAGCUGUGAGGAUGUCUUUUUCUUCUACGUGGCAUUUCAAAGAGAACAGAGGUUUUGUCCAAGUGAAUGAUAGAAGAGGCUGGGGAAAAUGUCAGCUAAAUUCCAUAGUUCCUGGGAAACAAGGAUUUGACUCUCCCUUUAUGAUAAUGUGAAAGUACAAAAAAGUGAGGGGAGGUGUGCUUCUCUUACAGUCCCUUAGGUACUGUUUUUGAAGUAAGCUGAAAUUAGGAGGAAUUGUUGUUUACAAUUGAGUCUCCCCCCUGUUCCUCUCAAAAUUCAAGCACUGCUUUAAGACAUCUUCACUUUUUUUUACAAGCAUAAAAAGUGGGAACUGGGGCAGCAAAGGAUAAAAUAUGGCAUACAGGUAAUCCUUGACUUAUGAUCGCAGUUGAGACCAAAAUGUCUGUUGCUAAGUGAAACAUUUGUUCAGUGAAAUUUGCCCCAUUUUAUGACCUUUCUUGCCACAAUUGUUAAGUGAAUC
Messenger RNA from Crotalus tigris (Tiger rattlesnake), 3845 nucleotides. RefSeq names its product zinc finger protein 581-like. Gene Ontology annotation, molecular function: DNA-binding transcription factor activity, RNA polymerase II-specific; RNA polymerase II transcription regulatory region sequence-specific DNA binding. The record is from RefSeq and is a predicted model, not a curated record. Gene Ontology annotation, cellular component: nucleus. NCBI's taxonomy places the organism in Eukaryota, Metazoa, Chordata, Lepidosauria, Squamata, Viperidae. The coding region runs from base 1781 to 2530 and encodes 249 amino acids. Gene Ontology annotation, biological process: regulation of transcription by RNA polymerase II. The transcript has 2 exons.